UGAAUUAGUCCCCCAGCUCUCUCGCUCUGAACCCUAAAAUUAAAUACUUUUGCCUCAUCAUCAUCGUCCAAACCUAGUUUCAUUCUCGCUCCGAUCCCGCCACUUCACGGCCGCAAAUUCAACAAUUUCUUACUUUUCCAGCUCUUUAAGGAGGUUGGAGUGAUUCAAUUGAAGGAUAUCAAGUAUUAUCAGUUUUUUGUAUUUUGUUGGCCAGCCUCCAUAAUGGCUGUUCCCACAAAAUACCGUCUUAUUACUUACUCACAAGAGCUUGUAGAUGGGCAGCCCAUUUUUGUUUCGUCUAAUUGUCUUCCGGUUAAGGCAUUGAAAUAUGACCCGGCAGGUCACUCUUUCCAUGCUGCUGCUCUUAAACUUCUUGGUGUUACAAAAGAAGAUAACAAAGAUGCUGAUAAUAAGAAAGUGGUUGAAGAUAAGGAACAUGUUUAUUUGCCAUCUGAUUCUUACAGCAGCAAGAGCAAGAAGAAAUCCGGUGACGGAGACAAGCAACAAGAUCAUUAUGCAUUAUUGGGUCUGAGCCAUCUUAGAUAUCUUGCUACGGAGGAUCAAAUUCGUAAAAGCUAUCAUAAAACUUCCUUGAGGUUUCAUCCGGACAAACAGGCUGCUGCUGUUCUUUCCGAGCAAACUGAAGCUGCGAAAGAGGCAAAGAAGAUUGAAAUAGAUGUUCAUUUUAAGGCAAUCCAAGAGGCUUAUGCGGUGUUGGUCGAUCCCGUCAAAAGAAGAAUUUAUGAUUCUACAGAUGAGUUUGAUGAUGAGAUUCCCACUGACUGUGAUCCACAAGACUUCUACAAAGUGUUUGGUCCUGCUUUUAUGAGGAAUGGGCGGUGGUCGGUUAAUCAACCAAUUCCAUCUCUAGGUGAUGAUAAGUCUUCAAUAAAGGAAGUUGACAGUUUCUACAAUUUUUGGUAUUCCUUUAAAAGCUGGAGAGAGUUUCCCCAGGCUGAUGAGUUUGAUAUUGAGCAAGCUGAAUCCCGAGAUCAUAAAAGGUGGAUGGAAAGGCAGAAUGCAAAACUGUCGGAAAAAGCUAGGAAGGAAGAGUAUGCACGUAUCCGCACUCUUGUUGAUAAUGCUUAUAAGAGGGACCCUAGAAUACUUAGAAGAAAGGAAGAGGCAAAAGCUGAGAAGAAAAGGAAAAAGGAGUCCAAGUACAUGGCAAAGAGGUUGGAGGAGGAAGAAGCGGCCAGAAUUGCUGAAGAGGAGAAACAACGAAAAGCAGAGGAAGAUAAAAAAGCUGCCGAAGCUGCUUUGCAACAGAAGAAGGUGAAAGAGAAGGAGAAAAAGCUCUUGCGGAAGGAGCGAACACGUCUUCGAACUCUCUCAAGACCUAUCUUGUCACAACACAUACUUGAUAUUGCUGAAGAUGAUGUAGAAGAGCUUUGCAUGUCAUUUGAUAUUGAACAAUUGAGGGGUUUGUGUGAGAAAAUGGAAGGCAAAGAGGUGUCUGAGCAAGUAGAAGCUCUAAGAGAUGCACUGAGUUGCAAGAAAAACGUGGUUGAUGAGAAAAGUAAUCAACAAAAUGGCUCUGUCAAGGCUAAUGGAAGCAGUAGUUCUCUAGCAGGCUACAUAGAGAAGAAGGAGAAACCUUGGACUAAAGAAGAGAUUGAGCUAUUGAGAAAAGGAAUACAAAAGUUUCCCAAAGGAACUUCAAGGAGAUGGGAGGUUGUUUCAGAAUACAUUGGCACUGGAAGAUCUGUUGAAGAAAUAAUGAAAGCAACUAAAACUGUUCUCCUCCAGAAGCCCGAUACAGCCAAAGCUUUUGAUACAUUUCUUGAGAAAAGGAAACCAGCUGCACAAACAAUUGCAUCCCCAUUGUCAACUAGAGAAGAAUUGGAAGGGGUAUCAAUACCAGCAACAACAACUGAAAAUAGUGAUGCAAAAACAACAACUACUAUACCAACGCCGACGAUGACGACGGCAACAAUUCCAACACCGGUACCGACAGCAACAAGCAGCAUCAACUCGGAAGACUCUCAAGGAGUUUCAGAACAAGAGCCGUGGUCUGCAGUGCAGGAAAGAGCGUUAGUUCAAGCUUUAAAAACCUUCCCUAAGGAAGCUAACCAGAGAUGGGAACGAGUAGCUGCAGCUGUACCUGGGAAGACCGUGAUCCAGUGCAAGAAAAAAUUUGCCAUGAUGAAGGAAAAUUUCAGGAACAAGAAAACUGCAGUUUGAUUUAUCAUUCUUAGCCAAUAUAUGUGGAAUUUUUUUCCCCUGCUUUUAGAUUUUACAACUUAAACAGAAUUUGGGCUACUGCUUAAUCAUAGCUAGGCAUCUUGAUCAUUAUUAAAACCAACAGUCUAUCAUAGCACCGGAUAUAUGUCCCAUUUUUGGUUUGAAAGAGAACUUUGCUUCUUUAAAUUUUUGUUAUCUCAGCUAUCUGGAUCAGAAAGAAUGCUUUUGUAGUUUUUAUACUUGCUUCUUAAUCUUUAUUAUUAUGAUUAUUAUUAUUAUUAUUAUUAUUAUUAAGUAUUUUAGUCUGAA
Medicago truncatula (barrel medic) is the source of this 2493-nucleotide messenger RNA. Its product is annotated as dnaJ homolog subfamily C member 2. Gene Ontology annotation, biological process: regulation of translational fidelity; 'de novo' cotranslational protein folding. The record is from RefSeq and is a predicted model, not a curated record. Gene Ontology annotation, molecular function: Hsp70 protein binding; ribosome binding. Lineage: Eukaryota; Viridiplantae; Streptophyta; Magnoliopsida; Fabales; Fabaceae. The coding region runs from base 223 to 2184 and encodes 653 amino acids. Gene Ontology annotation, cellular component: cytosol. The transcript is spliced from 2 exons.